Molecule: messenger RNA, 2101 nt
Organism: Diabrotica balteata
Lineage: Eukaryota; Metazoa; Arthropoda; Insecta; Coleoptera; Chrysomelidae
Source: the annotation of a GenBank genome assembly
GUCAGAAUGGCUCUCGCAGCACUACCGACAUCGUAUGAAUACUACACGAAUGGUGGUAUCACCGCUGGGUUGUCUGAUCAACAGCCCUAUUUUACACUUAACAAUAAAAAUAUUACCAUAUACAGUGGCGCUUUUCACUAUUUUCGGGUUCCAAGAGCCUACUGGAGGGAUCGAUUAAGGAAAAUGAGGGCGGCUGGACUUAAUACUGUAGAAACUUAUGUUCCCUGGAAUUUACAUGAACCGCAGUCAGGUGUAUAUGAUUUUGGAAAUGGAGGGUCAGAUUUUGAGGACUUCCUUCAUGUAGAAGAAUUUCUGAAAAUCGCGAAAGAGGAGGAUCUUUUUGCACUUGUUCGAGCAGGUCCGUAUAUAUGCUCAGAAUGGGAAUUUGGAGGAUUACCGAGUUGGAUACUAAGAAACACUUCAUCAGUGAGAAAUUCCAAAGAUCAAAAUUAUUUAAGUUACGUUAAGAGAUAUUUUAAUGUUUUGCUGCCAUUAUUAGCUCUCUUGCAAUUUCAAAAAGGAGGCCCAAUUAUCGGAUUUCAAAUUGAAAAUGAAUAUGGAAAUACUGGAAAUGAUGAUGUUGAAUACCUUAAGUACAUUCAACAAAUUUUUAAAGAUAAUAAUCUUAUUGAGUUGUACUAUACUUCUGAUCCACCUAGUGCGAAUGGACGUGGUGCUAUACCGGGUGUUUUACAAACUGCGAAUUUUAAUUCUAAUCCGAAGUGGCAACUAGACAAGCUUAACCAACUACAACAUAAUAAACCCACAAUGACUAUGGAGUUUUGGACAGGCUGGUUCGAUCAUUGGUUAGAAGAUCAUCAUACCGUAGGUGCUCAACAAUUUAAAAGUCUUCUAGAACAAAUUUUGGAUUAUCCAUCUUCCGUUAACCAUUACAUGUUUGUGGGUAGUACCAACUUCGGUUUUACGAAUGGAGCUAAUAGUCUUCAUUCAGGUAUGGACAAUACUGGACUUCAACCUACUACCACAAGUUACGACUAUGAUUCUCCUAUAACUGAAUAUGGUGAUUACACAGAAAAAUAUCAAAUUGUAAAGGAUGCAAUUGCUGCUCGUAACCCCGUUAAGACUAAAUUGCCCGAUCAACCUAAAGCAGAACCUUUGGUUAAGUAUGCGUCUCUACAAAUUGAAGGGCAGUUAACUUUAGCGGACAUAAUAAACUCAGAAAUUAAAUCAGGAGAAAAUGUAAUUCAACACACUGGCGAUCCAAUUCCGAUGGAACAGUUGCCAAUUAAUGAUAAUUCUGGACAAAGCUUUGGGUAUAUUGUUUAUAGACAUACCCAUACUACAGCUGGAGCUGUAAAACUAACAUUGACUGGAACUGUAAGAGACACAUUGCUUGUAUUAGUUAAUGGAAUACUCAGAACUCCAGUUCCUUCAAAAAAGAGCGACGUUGAUGGUGUAGGGUUUUGGAGGUUAGUUAAUACAUCUUUAGAUCUUCAGACAGAUACAAAUACUCCUGAAACAACAUACGUUAUUGACAUUGUAGUUGAAAAUAAUGGACGCAACAAUUAUGGAGGGUUAGAUCAGUUUAGACAAUUUAAAGGAUUAACAGACUCAUUUCAAAUCAAUGGAAAAAAUAUGAUGAAAUUUGAUAUUAUUCCACUGGAAUUUAAAAAAUCUUGGAACGUUGCUCUAAAGAACUGGCAGCCUUUAACAUCAACACAAUCUACACCUGCUUUAUACAAGUUUACACUAAAUAUUGAUAACGACCCACAGGACACAUAUAUAGAUUCAACUCAAUGGACAAAAGGUAUAACCAUAGUUAAUGGAUUUGUCUUAGGAAGACAUUUCUUUGUUGGUCCCCAACAAAGUUUAUAUCUGCCUGCACCUUUAUUAAAUAAAGGUGAAAAUACAAUUAUCGUAUUUGAACACUAUAAUGGUCCCGAUGAACUCACCUUUGUAGAUCAUCCAAUUUUCCAAUCACGAGGCUAAUAUUUAAAUGUAUUAUAGAAAAUAAAAAUAAUUAGUAUAUACUUUUGGAAUAUUUUUACCUUCUUUUUAAUUUUUUAAUAAUUUAAUAAAUGUUUAAUAUUAAGAAAAAGGAUUCUAGUUUCAACUAUCGAACCGUAAACACAUAUCGAAG